Messenger RNA from Meloidogyne enterolobii, 191 nucleotides. NCBI's taxonomy places the organism in Eukaryota, Metazoa, Nematoda, Chromadorea, Rhabditida, Meloidogynidae. The record is from the annotation of a GenBank genome assembly.
AUGGAUGGCUGGACACAUGCACGGAAAGAGAGCAGAAAAUGUGCAAUGGAUGAUGUGCCGAAGAUCAAGAAAAGAAAGAAAAUACUUGAAAGAUGGAAAAAGGAAAUUGAGGAUGAAACUUUCAGACGCGGGCGGGAAUGUCGCGAAGCGACUAAGGAUGAGGAAAAUAAAAUAAAUAUAUUUUUAUAAUU